CGUGGCAGCGGCCGAGGCCGGCAGGUGGGCAGAGUACCGCUGACCCGAGAGCGAAAGUGCCGCAGACAUCAGCCUGGACCGCAGCGCGCCACCGUUACGGGGCCUGCAGUUAUGGCCAAGGACAUCCUGGGUGAAGCUGGGCUGCACUUUGAUGAGCUGAACAAGCUGCGGGUGUUGGACCCAGAGGUUACCCAGCAGACCAUAGAGCUCAAGGAAGAGUGCAAGGACUUUGUGGACAAAAUCGGCCAGUUUCAGAAAAUAGUUGGUGGUUUAAUUGAGCUUGUUGACCAACUUGCAAAAGAAGCAGAAAAUGAGAAAAUGAAGGCCAUUGGUGCUCGGAACUUGCUCAAAUCCAUAGCCAAGCAGAGGGAAGCCCAGCAACAGCAACUUCAAGCACUAAUAGCAGAAAAGAAAAUGCAGCUAGAAAGUGACUUGUUGACUAAUGACCCAAGUAUGCCAUGUGAGACGGUGUGUAAGGAACGCAUCUCUGAAGACGGUAACACAAAUUUGGGGGAACUUGUUUCCAACAGCGUCAGGGCAUAAAUGCUGGCAAACACUGGCGCUGUGGCUGCCGGCCACCACGGAGACAUAGGUUCUCACCUCUGCAUUCUUAGUCUGAACUAAGCAAUCUGUAAACCUGGAUCCUUUUUUUGUAAAUCCACAAAGCUUUGGAAGAAAAAACAAUAAAUUAUUGUUUUCAAAUGGCUUGAU
This is a messenger RNA of Loxodonta africana (African savanna elephant), 711 nucleotides long. It is a transcript of the gene IFT20, whose product is annotated as intraflagellar transport 20. NCBI's taxonomy places the organism in Eukaryota, Metazoa, Chordata, Mammalia, Proboscidea, Elephantidae. The transcript has 5 exons. Bases 112 to 543 code for a protein of 143 amino acids. Gene Ontology annotation, biological process: intraciliary transport; centrosome localization; protein localization to cilium. The record is from RefSeq and is a predicted model, not a curated record. Gene Ontology annotation, cellular component: centrosome; cilium; Golgi apparatus.